Messenger RNA from Plutella xylostella (diamondback moth), 462 nucleotides. RefSeq lists its product as uncharacterized. Lineage: Eukaryota; Metazoa; Arthropoda; Insecta; Lepidoptera; Plutellidae. The record is from RefSeq and is a predicted model, not a curated record.
AUACAAAAUCGAUUUAUAAUUUUUGUAAACAUGUCAGUGUUAAAAUACAUGUAAAAUUUUGUAAAUACCAAUGGAAAAUGCCUACAGAAAGCUCUCAGACCGAGGAAAGAACAACGCAGACAGCCUCAUCCGCUGGAUGAAAGAAGCUAAAAUUAUCAAAAACAAAAGAGCAGAGAAGAAAUGCAGGAGACUGCUGAAAGACGCAAGAAACGGCCGCAUAGAGCUGCACCAAUUCAACGAGAUAUUAGCACAAACGGCCCAGGAGUUCCAGCAGGACCCGGAGCUGUACCGGCAGCGGCUGCUGGAGACCAGCGAGCGGUUUCUGAACGCGCUGCGGGCCGGGGCUGCGGCCUUCCAGGUCUAUCAGGAGGAGCAUUCUGAUGAGGAGGAAGAGAGCGAAAGGACGCAAGCUAAGAGAGAGAGUUAAGGUGGGGUGGAAUAAAUGGUGUGUGUAAUUUUGUC